Myotis myotis is the source of this 3300-nucleotide messenger RNA. It is a transcript of the gene CRLF3, whose product is annotated as cytokine receptor like factor 3. Gene Ontology annotation, molecular function: protein binding. The record is from RefSeq and is a predicted model, not a curated record. The coding region runs from base 19 to 1248 and encodes 409 amino acids. The transcript has 9 exons. NCBI's taxonomy places the organism in Eukaryota, Metazoa, Chordata, Mammalia, Chiroptera, Vespertilionidae.
CGGCCGGACGAGGAGGCGAUGGAGCUGGAGCCCGAGCUGCUGCUGCAGGAGGCCCGCGAGAACGUGGAGGCGGCGCAGAGCUACCGGCGGGAGCUGGGCCAGAGGCUGCAGGGGCUGCGGGCGGCGCGGAGGCAGAUCAAAGAGAGUGCAUCACAGACCAGAGAUGUCCUCAAACAGCAUUUUAAUGAUUUAAAGGGAACCCUUGGGAAGCUCCUGGAUGAGCGACUGGUGACCCUUUUGCAAGAAGUGGAUACCAUUGAGCAAGAGACCAUUAAACCGCUUGAUGACUGCCAGAAGCUCAUAGAGCACGGAGUUAACACUGCAGAGGACUUGGUCCAAGAAGGUGAAAUUGCCAUUCUUGGUGGUGUAGGAGAACAGAAUGAAAAACUGUGGAGCUUUACCAAAAAGGCCUCACACAUUCAGUUGGACAGCUUACCAGAAGUGCCUUUACUGGUCGAUGUGCCUUGUUUAUCUGCUCAGUUGGAUGACUCAAUUCUUAACAUAGUGAAAGACCACAUUUUUAAGCAUGGAACCGUAGCAUCUCGCCCACCAGUACAGAUAGAAGAACUAAUAGAGAAGCCUGGAGGCAUCAUUGUGCGAUGGUGUAAGGUGGACGACGACUUUACAGCCCAAGAUUACAGACUCCAGUUUCGUAAAUGUACUUCAAAUCAUUUUGAGGAUGUAUAUGUAGGCUCUGAAACUGAAUUCAUAGUGUUACACAUAGACCCCAAUGUUGAUUAUCAGUUCCGAGUCUGCGCCCGAGGAGAUGGCCGACAGGAGUGGAGUCCUUGGAGUGUCCCCCAGAUAGGUCAUUCCACGUUGGUGCCGCAUGAAUGGACAGCUGGCUUUGAGGGGUACAGUCUGAGCAGUCGAAGAAAUAUAGCACUCCGGAAUGAUUCAGAAUCCUCAGGUGUUCUCUACUCCAGCGCUCCAACCUACUUCUGUGGGCAGACGUUAACAUUCAGAGUUGAAACUGUGGGCCAGCCAGACAGAAGAGACAGUAUCGGAGUGUGUGCGGAAAGGCAGAAUGGAUAUGACUCUCUGCAGCGGGACCAAGCAGUGUGCAUUAGUACAAACGGUGCAGUUUUUGUAAAUGGAAAAGAAAUGACUAAUCAAUUGCCCGCCGUUACUUCUGGGUCCACUGUCACAUUUGACAUUGAAGCUGUGACUCUAGGAUCCACCAAUAAUAACGAAGGCGGAAACUUCAAGCUUCGAACAUUUAUUUCUCAUUGUUCUGGAGGCUGGUAAGUCCUUUCUCAAUUUCAGCUCUGAUAGGUGUACUUCUGGAUCCUUACUGUCCUAAACAAGUCCAAGUCUUAGUGCACACAUUAACAAUGCAUAAAAUAACAAAACAGAAUACAACUUUUAUAUUAUUGAACUUUAUGUACAAAAUCAUUUGAUUUCAAAUAAACAUUUAAUGUAAAAACAAACGUUCUUUUAAACUGAUUUUUUUUACAUCUACUGUACCUUUCAAAUGCUUUAUCAUCUUACAUGAUUUCUUCAAAAUCUCUUAUCAAGGGUACAUAUAGAAAAGCAUUUUUUUUUUAUAAAUAGAAACAAAGGGAUUUUUUCAGCUCUUAUAAGAUGACAUAAAAAGUUUACUCGACAGAAGUAAUUUCAUUACUAUUUGGGGGAGGGAAUCACCAACUUUUUGUGCAAACAAUGCUAGCCUUCUUUUAAGCAUUAAGAGCAUAACUGCUUAAGAAAUGACAUAAGCAAAAUUUCUACACCUACAUCUCCCCUAAAAUAAUCUAUUUUUUUUUUUUUUUACAUAUGUGCACAGCUUUAGCAAAUUAAAGCCGGAGAGAAAUGCUCAAGAUCUGCUACCCAUAGGUGUGAUCAGAGUUGACUGUAACUCUUCAUUUGGAGAGCUUACCAAUCAAGGCGUCUGUAAUGAAAGCUGCAGUUUCCCUCUUUCCUAUCUUUUUAACACAAAAAUUAAUAACUAAGAAUUUAAUACUGGAUGACAAAGCACAUCCACACUAUCAGUUAAAUAGCCUCACAGUUAAACACAUCUUAAAGACCAAUCAAAUCAGUAUUUACAUUUUAUAAAUUUCUGAAGACACCAUUAGAAAGCUUAUAUAUCCCUUCAUUAAACAAAAUAGGGAACUGCAUCUGAUGGUGGUGGAAUGAAAUUAAAAAUACCUUUAUUUACAGCAGCAUUGUUCCUUUAUAAAUAAAGAAUAUGAAAAUGCAAUUAUCUUUAAGGAUAAUAAAAAAUUGAGGUGAUGUUACUCAACCACAGUGCUUGAAGUUGGAAUAAAAAUCUAUUGGUGCUUGUUAAUGUGCCAGUAGUGAAACCACUUUCUGUUGGAGAAAAUCCAACUGCAAAUAUGUGCAUAAAACACAUAACACAGGGCAAAAUUGCUCAAAACAAUUCAAGUCAGCUUAUCUGUACUGGAUAUUCUAAUCGUGAAACACAUUACAAAAACAUCCUUGUAAAGAAAAAAAAUGUUAUGUUUUCUGUUUCAUUUUUAUAGAACAUUUCUUCCCUCAAAAGUGGCAUCUUCAAAAUCUCAAAUUCUUCCCUUGGUUUACAAUCCUAAUGAAAAGAUGUGGACAGUUUAAUUUUCCAUGUUUACCUAACUGGGGGAAGAAAAAAACCAAACUGUAAAACGUUCAAGUUUAAAAAAAUAUACUGGGUGAGCAAUACACUAAAAUUAUCAACGUAAAAUAAAUGGUAAGUAAUCUUAACAUUUCACUGUCGAAUGUGAAAAAUUAACAUCUCAAACAGGCAUAAGAUGAAGAAGUGCUUUUUUCAAAUUGUAAAAUCAAUUUAUGCAAUGCAAAAUAUCUUGAGUGUUGUAAUUUUUCAUUUUAAAAUGAUUUCAAAAUCAAGGAUCAAGGUUUGAUUGCAAAUGGUAAUGCAAUAUAAUUUCACAAAAACCUUCAAUUUUUAAAAAAGGGAAUCACAUACUAAUUUUCCCUCCCCAAGAAAAUGUUUCACAAAGCAGAGAAACAGCCAGUCACAAAUGCAAAAAAAUUAUAAUUUAAAUAUAUGAAAUAAUUUCUCUAUUACCAAUUUAUUUCAUAAGUCAAUUGAAGUUAAAAAAUACUUUCUCUGAAGUAUUGCUUUUCAUGCUCAAACAAGAGAAUGUUGUAAUGACAUCAAUAAAACUGAUAUACAUGUAAUGCUGCAUAAUGAAGUAGAACCCUGAUACAAAUAUCCUUGUUGAAAUCAUUUACUUCAUCUUAACAGUGCCUGUUUGGAAUCUAUGAUUAAAAAACAAAAACAAUACUCUUCCUAGAGGCUGAACUCCCUAGAAUGCAAUUUCAGUGUUUGUCCACGACACAGGGUUA